GACGACGACGACGACGACGACGACGACGAAGAAGCAAUCCCAAUCCCUCGCGACGAUGGCGCCCCCCGCCGAGAAGCAAUCCGAGGCGGUGCGAUCCUUCCUCUACCCGGGCGAGGACCAGCUCCCGGACGACGUCUCCAUGAGCAUCUGGGAGCACCUCGAGGAGCUCCGCGACCGCGCGCUGAUCUCCAGCGCCGCGGUCACCGUCAUGAUCCUCCUGUGCUUCUGCUUCGCGAAGGACCUCGUUUUGUUCCUGGAGGCGCCCGUCGCGGAGGAGGGCGUGCGAUUUCUGCAGCUCGGGCCCGGGGAGUACUUCUUCACGACGGUGAAGGUCGCGGGGUACUGCGGCCUCCUCCUCGGCGCGCCCGUGGUGUUAUACGAGGCCAUCGCGUAUAUCCUCCCGGGGCUCACGAAGGACGAGAGGAAGUUUCUGGGGCCCAUCGUGCUCGGCUCGAGCGUCCUCUUUUACGCCGGCAUCGGCUUCGCGUACGCGAUUCUCACCCCCGCGGCGCUUAAAUUUUUCAUCGGGUACUCCGACCAGGCGGUGGAAUCGCUGUGGAGCAUCGACCAAUACUUCGAGUUCGUCCUCGUCCUGCUCUUCUCCACCGGGCUGUCGUUCCAAGUCCCCGUGAUCCAGCUGCUGCUCGGGCAGACGGGCAUCGUCAGCAGCGCGCAGAUGCUGUCGGUGUGGCGAUACGUCGUCGUGGGAAGCGUCGUGGCCGCGGCGGUGUUGACGCCGUCGACGGAUCCGUUCACGCAGAUGUUGCUCGCGGUGCCGCUGAUGUCGUUGUACUUGGGGGGGGCGGCGCUCGUGGGCGUCGUCGAGAAGGGGCAGGCGGGGGAGGAGUUGCCGGAGGGGCGGUGACGCGAUGCGACCGUCGUCGACGCCGUUCGCGCGGCGCGCGCGACUGAUCGAUUGACGACGCGCGAUAAUUCGUUUUCUGAUGAUGAGUCAAAUAAGAUCACU
Molecule: messenger RNA, 967 nt
Organism: Micromonas pusilla CCMP1545
Lineage: Eukaryota; Viridiplantae; Chlorophyta; Mamiellophyceae; Mamiellales; Mamiellaceae
Product: twin arginine targeting family
Exons: 1
Coding region: 56-865 (269 amino acids)
Biological process (GO): intracellular protein transmembrane transport; protein transport by the Tat complex
Cellular component (GO): membrane; TAT protein transport complex
Molecular function (GO): proton motive force dependent protein transmembrane transporter activity
Source: RefSeq, a predicted model, not a curated record